Molecule: messenger RNA, 4722 nt
Organism: Symbiodinium pilosum
Lineage: Eukaryota; Dinophyceae; Suessiales; Symbiodiniaceae
Source: the annotation of a GenBank genome assembly
AUGAAUGGCUUCAUCGGUGAUUCUAUCAAUGAUUGUCAACUUUGGCUAUUCUGUGACAGUGACUUUGCUGGUGAGUUUGAUGCCAAGUCUACCACUGGUUGUGCACUGUUUUUGGUUGGUCCAAACACGUACUAUCCCCUCAACGCCUUCAGCAAGAAACAGACAAGUAUCGCUAUGAGCUCCACAGAGUCUGAAGUUGUAGCGGCAAACCAGGGAAUCCGCGCCCAAGGCCUACCUUCGCUUAGCCUCUGGUUCUUCCUCUGGAUGGGCGAAGCCGGUGGCGAGGCCGUGCCUAAAGCUGCAACUCAGCCUGGUGCAGCUGUUGCACGUAUUGACCCCGAACUGGAUGAAAUUCGCUAUGGUGGUAAAACAUCGGAUGGCAGGAGUGUUGCUGAUAUCAAUGGUUUGCAUGUGUCCCUUCCUGCCAAGUUCAAGGUCAGGGUUAUGGAAGACAACCAAGCAACGAUCACAAUACUUCUCACAGGAUCAUCCAACACCAUGCGGCGCACCGAGCGCACGCAGAAAGUAUCUUUCGCAUGGCUGCGGCAGCAGUUUGAGUUUGGUAACUUUCUCAUGUUGAACGCUGACACUCAAGAACAAGUGGCUGACAUAUUUACAAAACCCUUCACUGAUCGUUUAAAGUGGCAGCAUGCGCUGAGGCUUAUCGCGCGCAAUGACGCCUUCCACACGUCUAAGGUAGCUAGGGGCAACCCUAAGCCAACAGAGAACGCCGCUACCCCGGCAAAAGAAUCAACUCCGGCAAGUGAAGAGCUGGCGAAUUCUCUCUUGAAGUCCAAAGACUUUACCUAUGACGCGUUGGAGAAGCUUCUACAGCCCAUGUUUGCAGAGGGAAAAUCCACAUUUCGAGCAACGCAGCGGCGUGACAAACGUUCGCAUAAUUUGGUAUUUGGCGCUUUUGCGCAUGGUCCUUUUUGUGGAAUCACGAGUCGUACUUUGCUCUAUCCAAUAUGCGUCCAGUACAUCAACCAGUUUCUGGGCAAACAUUUACCCAAAACUAUGACUUGGAGCACCUUUGCGUUACCCCAGCAAGUGAGAACGAUGACUCAUACCGACGCGCGCAACCUGGCAGGUUCCACAAACUGUGCAUUUUCUCUGGGUCAAAGCAAAGGCGGCGGUCUGUACAUCGAGGAUGAGGGAGGUAACCGCACCAUCCAAACCAAGCAGGGCAAGGGCGUCAAAGUCAAGUUGCGUGAUACCUGCCGCAAGCCUAUUUGUUUUUCCCCGAAACAGUACCAUGCAGUGCAAUCAUGGGCAGGGCUUCGGCUUUCAGUUGUGACGGAGUAUCUGAAUGUGGACGCAAGAGCAAAGCCGUUGAAAGCAGUGAGGGACAAGCUUGCUUUGGAGCUUCUGUGCCACGGAGGCCUAGCUGCUGAACGCCUUGGCCUUGAAGGUGAAGAAUUCUACGAAGGCAUUCGGCGCCUCUACAGUCAGCUCCCGAUUCAGAGUUUGUCCGCAUCAUCCUUCAAAGACAGAAUAGUCCCUGUGCCAAACCUGGUUGCGCUGGCAGAGCUCAAUGACUGGGGCCUGGGUCAGCUGAAAAACAAGGUAGCUCUCCGCAAGGAGAAAGCCUUAAUCCUGGUGACCGAUUCUACCUCGGCUUUGAUCUACAAAGAUCACGGUCAAAUCAUGCCGGGCGAUAUGUCCCGGGAGGUAGAGAUGGCUGCGCAGUCCAACCACUACCGCCUCUUCAAGCACAUCGCUCAGGAGGCUCGAAGACUCGUAACCGAGGUCAGUGCCAGCAACCCGGAGUGUGAGAUCGAUAUCGUUUGCUGGUGGCUAGGCAACGAAGUGUGCGGUGAUUACGGAUGUCUCCCACCUCUUGAGGCAAUGGGGACUGCCUGGCGCCCAAGCGCACUGAACAGUGUUGAGCAUGUCACGGCUCGCGUCCGCAAUGGGAUUGAGAUCUUGGCUGCCCUCGCGGGCAUGCCUCAGGUCUCCGCCGUGUGCAUCCACAGCAACCCAGCCUCGUACAUCUACAACUUGCGCCCGGAGUGCAAUGUUGUCAUGACCCAGGCUCUGAACGAGGCAGAUGCAAAAGGGCUUUCGACCAUCUGCAUAGACUCCCUGGCGCAGUUUUUGGUGCUCCAAGAUGGCUACCACGCGCGGGACACCUAUGAGAAUCGAGCCCACAUCUCCCGCUAUUUGAGCAACACGCUCCUUCUCUUGGAUCGUGAGGUGGUAGCAUCUCGGCUUCGUCCCGGUGUGGACGCGCUUGUGCAUCUGUUCAGACAUGACGACGACUCCUUCAAGCCAAGUGAGGAGACGCAGCGCAUCGGGGCAGAGAUGACAGCCACCAUCAAAAGAAUCCAAGAUGAAGAGGAAGCCCGGAUUCAGGCCAGGAUCAACGCACGUAGCUCCGGGCAACCGGUAGCCUCUGGCGAUCUCAGGUGGGAACGGGCGGAUAGGAGCAUCCCCACGGCCCAUUGGAAGGUCGAGCAGAGGCGUGCUGAGAUCGAGAGGGACAUGAAGAGGGAUCUUGCCGUGGGCGACCUGGAGUUUGACGCGCCGUUCAUUCUCCCCGACACCGACCUCGCACUCGACAUCAUCGAGGCAUUGCGCGAGGUAGAGCCUGAGGCCGAGCCUGCUGCUCCCCGCGAGGGGAGUCCUCCAAUUUGGACGGUGCUGGUGAGGGCGAGGAUACUCAUGGAGGAGAUGUAUGGGGCGCCGCUGCCAGAAGACGAGAUCACAUUGCGCGCGGCGAGGGAGACCUUCCACUUCCGUGGAGGGGAGUUCGUGCUGCGCGAUAUGCCGCAGGGCACCCUCAAGAAACCCCGCAAGCGCCUCUGGUUUCAUCGUGGCGACCUCCUGUUUUUCACAGGGCUGGUGCGUGGAAAUUUCACACGCGACUUCCCCAAAAUCAAACAUGACGAGGGUCUUUGGGCUAGCGUUGAGAAAUGCCUCGAUGUGUUCAACAAGGCCCGCAAACGUCAUUGGGGAGUCCGCCAGGUGAUCCAGAUGGUGGCAGAAGACAAGAAAGGCCGGAUGGAGAUGAGGGGGAUCGACAUUCAGAGGAAGGACAUCGUCGACCAAGCCUACUUCCCCGUGAUCAUCCGCGCCACCCAGGGCCACAACGCGAGCAUUGCCAAGAACCCCGGCACCGACUUUGCGCUUGCCUCCUCCUACUACUCAAUUUUGGACAAGACGGAGGCCAACUCGGCAGCCACCCGCGAGGGUGUGCCUGUGGUUUGUUUGGAGGAUGCGCCAAAGAUCCUCUACCACAGAACGACCCGAGACAGCUUCCAAAGCAUUCUUCAGGGGGGAUUGGUGGCGGGAUCUCAGGGAAGUGGCAGAGUGCACAACUACUUCGCCACGUGUCCCGUCACGUCUGAGGAGUACAGGUCCGGUGUUUGGGCAUACGCACCCAUUGAGAUAAAAUGGGACACCGAGAAACUUCUCAGGAGCGGCUGCCUACUCUUUACCACUCGCUCCGAAGGUGUGCUCUGCCGUGAACCCUGUGCCCCGGCUGCAAUCAUUUCAAUCAUCGAUACUGUCAAGGAGGAGGUGCUCUACUCCCUACAUCUCGAUGAUGCCCCGGAGAUUCCUAGUGGCUCAGCUGGAUCUGAGUCGGCAUCCCGCAAACCGCAGCUUCCCGCACGGGAAAGCCUAUCCUCAACGGAUGCGCCGAUGGCAGAGCCAGAUGAUGAAUACGUGGAAGUGGAAAUUGAGCCGGAAGAGCACAUGGAAGGGCCCGUGGGUGAGGUGCCACAGCCAAUGACUCCCCCAUCCACACACAUGACCGUGGAUGAUGCUGCUGCUGGUGUUCAUGAGGCAGCAAACCCCUUCACCAUGGCAGGUCCAGCGACGUUCCCAUGCCAAACGUGCCAGGCGGUAUGCUUUGUGGGGCAGCAUCACUGUCUUCGCUGCCGUCACCGACUUUCUGAGGCAUGUGGUGAGGACCGUCGAUUCAUCCAGGCCGCUCAGCGCCGGAACAGAAUCCUAGACCGCCUGGCAACGGACGAAGAGCGUGGGCAAAUGAGCUACGAAGCCCACACCAUCCGCAACGCGAAGGAUAAGGUGCAGCGAGCUCUCAAGAUCAAAGGCACCAAUUACAGGAACUUGGCGGACCGUUUUGACAAAGAUCCAACCUUUGCAGCCUGGCAAGCAGAAAACGGUCUGACACGCAUGGAUAUGCGUCGCCUCCAGGCCUAUGCCACUGGCUUCUUGCCAGCACCCGGGCGCACCCGCCAGCAGGUCAUCCUCGGGACUGGAAGCCAAGCCAACUUCCGCGCCUCCAAGUCCGAAGUCAAUGCCAAGCUUGUCAUCUAUGAUGGCGUUGGCCUCGAGGAGCUGCAGGCAUUGGGAUUGGCGGAUCAGCAGAUGCGCGUGAACAUGGGUGUGGGCUGGCAUGGCACCUUCAUGGAUGUUGCCACAUUUGCGGGGUUGGCCCUCGGCAACGAGGAUGCCCGAAAGGUUCUCACCUUCAAUGGACUUGUGAAUUUGCAGGCCACCAACCUCGAGUCGCUCAAAACGGAGAUCAAUGAGCUGACUGUGGGCAACCAUGAGGCGGCCAAGGCUAAGGUCAGGUCCGACCAGCCGGCACGUGCCAAGCAGUCUGCAAUUUCCAAGGCUAAGUCUAAGGCUGGCCCAUCCGCUGUUCGUCCACAAUGGUCUGAAGAAGACUGGAACAACCGGAAUCACGGAGGUUAUCACGGCCGAACAUGGUACUCGGCCGCCGAAUGGCGCCGGUACUGGGGCCAUUAA